This is a messenger RNA of Anguilla anguilla (European eel), 936 nucleotides long. Its product is annotated as CD81 antigen-like. The record is from RefSeq and is a predicted model, not a curated record. Gene Ontology annotation, cellular component: membrane. Lineage: Eukaryota; Metazoa; Chordata; Actinopteri; Anguilliformes; Anguillidae. The transcript has 8 exons. Bases 88 to 786 code for a protein of 232 amino acids.
UUUAAAUUUCCACCACAUCCUCUUUCUGAGAUAGUAGUGUUGUCGUAUCACUUUUUGUAAUUGCAGAGAGGAGCUGAAGCUACAGUCAUGGGAGUUGAGGGCUUCCCAAAAUGCAUAAAAUAUCUUCUGUUUUUCUGCAAUUUCAUUUUUUGGCUGUCUGGGGGCGUCAUCCUUGGUGUGGCUUUGUGGCUUCGGCACGAUGAACAGACCAGUAAUUUGCUGUUGCUGCAAUUUGAGGGAAACCCAGCCCCAACUACCUUCUAUGUCAGUGUGUACAUACUGAUUGCCGUAGGUGCUCUGAUGAUGUUUGUGGGCUUCUUGGGUUGCUAUGGUGCUAUCCAGGAAUCGCAGUGCCUUCUGGGAACGUUCUUCGCCUGUUUGACGAUCCUGUUUGCCGGCGAGGUGGCGGCUGGAAUCUGGGGAUUUAUAAACCGGGAUACGAUCUCAAAGGAGCUGAUUACCUUUUAUGACGCUGCGUAUGACAAGGCCAUCAGCGACCCAAAGAGCAAGCAGGCAGCAACCACGGUUUUGACGGCCUUCCACAAAAUGCUUCACUGCUGUGGAAAGAGUGACUUCAUGGAAGUGCACAAGGAAGUAUCUGAACUGUGCGAGAAGACACCUUCGCAAGACAAGCCAGCGAACUGCCAUACCCGACUGCAAGAACUUUUCUCUCAUAAGAUAUACUUGAUUGGGAUCUCAGCCCUUGUCGUCACCGUCAUUAUGAUCUUUGAGAUGGUCUUCAGCAUGGUGUUGUGCUGUGCGAUCCGCAACAGCUCCUCAUACUGAAGCUGAUGUCAAAGCCAAUGGCCUGAGGGUGCCGUGACUCCAGGAGCAGCCGGGCUGACCGAGAUUCUUCUGUUUUGUGUUUCCAAAGAAUUCCUUCUGCAUUUGCUUGCACAUUCAGCAUCGGUUUUUAAUAAAUCUACAGACACCAAU